Messenger RNA from Synchiropus splendidus (mandarinfish), 5427 nucleotides. RefSeq lists its product as uncharacterized. Bases 157 to 3411 code for a protein of 1084 amino acids. The transcript is spliced from 6 exons. The record is from RefSeq and is a predicted model, not a curated record. Gene Ontology annotation, molecular function: GTP binding. NCBI's taxonomy places the organism in Eukaryota, Metazoa, Chordata, Actinopteri, Syngnathiformes, Callionymidae.
UCCAGGCUGCAGCCGGUGUAUCGUGGAGGGUGCGAGGACUCUGACCAACUCUCCACUGUUCAGUCGUCACUAACUUGGCUUCUCCAUGAGCAGCGGCCGCCUGGUGGUCUAACGCAGUGUUCAGUGUGGGGCUUUUCUGCGAACCCAGGUGGUAGCAUGAAGCGGGUCAGCAGCAUGGAGGAUCUGCCACCAUCAACGAACCCAGGUGGUAGCAUGAAGCGGGUCAGCAGCAUGGAGGAUCUGCCACCAUCAAUGUCAGAAGUGAGGGUAGCUCUGCUGGGAAGCGGCCCAGACAAAAGGAAAGUAGUGAACAUCUUACUGCCAGAGACUGGGCCCGAAGGUGUUUCCAAUGACUUCAGGAGACUCACUGAAGGAAGGCUGGUGCUCAUUAACACUCCAGAUCUGCGACCCAGCAACAUGACGACUAACCUUUUGUAUGAUGACUUCGUGAAAAAGUUGGCGGACGUCUCUGAUCCAGGACCUCAUGUGUUCCUGCUGGUUCUGCAGCCUGAAGACUUCAGGGAGCAGAAUAAGCAGAUGUUCUGCAGAGUUCUAGAAUCAUUCAAUGAGAAGUCUUUUAAUCGAGUUCUAAUUCUGAGAUCAACACCCAGAGAGGAGCAGGCAAUGGAGCAACCUUCAUGGAAGACAAUGAUCAGAAAAUGUAGAUACAGAUACCUGGACAUGAAGAACCUUGAAGCUUCAGAGCUGCUGACACGUUUGGGUCAGAUAACAGAAGAGAAUAACGAAGAGCAUGUCAGCUAUGAGGAGGAAUCAGGUUUAACAAGAGAACUUCCUGCUCCCCAGUUUAUUCUGUUGGGAGGAACAGCAUCCGAUCAAAAACUGCUCCGUAAAUUCCUAACUGGCAUGGAAGGAAAUAUCAAAGCUUUGAUGACACCAGAGUCCAGAGGAGAGCCGUUGAAGAUCUUAGGGUGUGAAUUUGGAGACAAUCUUUCUUCACUGAAGCCAGAACCAAAGCUCUUCUUACUCUUGAUUGAACCCAAAGCAUUUUCUCCGGAGCAGAAACAGAAACUGCAGCACACUCUAGUGUCAACUGGCCAAGUGUGUUUUCCACACUCCAUUGUUGUCUUAACUAGCGAAUCAAAAAAGAGCAACAUAUUGGAUCAACUCAUUCAGGAGUGUGGUGGUAGAUGCAGCACCAUGGACAAGAAAGAUCGCAGCCACUUAAAGGACUUGAUUAAGAAAAACCUGCUGGUUCCACAGCAAACAAUCAGACGGCUAAACCUAGUUUUCUGGGGAAGUAAUGAAGCACGCAGUGCUGCAGUUAAAACUGUUUUAGGUCAGUGUGAACACCAACCAGUGUCCUUCCCCGUGGCUGUCAGACAUCAGACAUACGUGUCUGGAUAUCAUGUUUCUAUAUCGGCGCUGUCUGACAUGAGUGGAAAACCCCAGGAGCAAGUUCGAAGAGAAUCGUUCCAGCACAUCUACCAGUAUGAUCCAGAAGGAGUCCAUGCCUUUAUUGUGGUUCUUCCUGUUCGACCACGCACUGAUGAGGAGAAAGGGGAAUUUAAGACGCUCCAGAACACAUUUGGUCAAAGAGUUUUCAGAGACUUUGCAGUGAUCAUGUUCACGGUGGAGUCCAACAUUUCCAACCAAGACGUUAAUGGUUUUCUAAAAGAAAGUCAGGACCUUCAGGAUCUUAUCAAGAGCUGUGGAGGGAGAUACAUCAUCAUGAACAUCACCACUGAGCACCAGGUCCCUGAGUUACUGCGCACUGUCCAUGAGAUGGGAAACCGUGAAGGCAGGCUGUGUUUGUACACAACAGACAUGUUUGUCCAGGCUCAAAUAGAAAAGAUGGCAGAGCUGGAGAGACUGACAUCCUCAAAUAUCAUGAGCUCUGCAGUUAAGGAGGAGAAGGCACCAGAAUGUCUGAGGAUUGUGUUGGUGGGGAGGACUGGAAAUGGAAAAAGCUCCUCAGGAAACACAAUUGUGGGAAAGGAUGUUUUCAAAGCCAAAUCUAGCCAAAAAUCUGUCACUAAAACGUGUGAGAAAGUCAGGGGAGCUUUAAAUGGUCGAGCUAUUGAGGUGGUUGACACUCCUGGUCUGUUUGACACAACACUGUCUAACAAAGAGAUUUGCGAUGAACUUGUUAGAUGCAUGAGUCUCCUGGCUCCAGGACCACACGUGUUCCUGUUGGUCCUGCAGGUGGGCAGAUUCACACAGGAGGAGAAAGACAUACAGAAGUUGAUUCGAGAGGUCUUUGGAGAGAAAUCCAAAGACUUCACAAUGAUUCUGCUCACAGGAGGAGAUUCACUGGUGCAUGAUAAGGUGAACCUUGAGGAAUACAUCAGAGACAGUAAAGACAGUUUUAAGAAGCUGCUGUCUGACUGUGGCAACAGGAUUCAUGUGUUUGAUAACCGUUCCGAGGAUCGCUCACAAGUGGAAGAGCUGCUGACCAAGAUCGACUCCAUGGUAGCACAAACUGGUGGCAGUUUCUUCACCAACCAGAUGCUUGAGGAGGCUGAAGCAUCAAUUAAGAAGAGAAUGGAGAAGAUCCUGCAAGGAAAGGAGGAAGAAAUGAAGGAAGAAGUAGAGAAGCUUAAACAGGUGUAUAAUGACAAAAUAGAGGAACUGGAAAGAAAGAUGCAAGAACAGAGAGCAGCAACUGAUGCAGAGAGAAAAGUCGUAGAAAUGCAGCUGAAGGAAAAGGAGGAAACACUGCACAAAGAGAAAGAGAAAAGAGAGAAAGAAGCAUUAAUUAGAAAAAGAGAAGAAAAAUCAAAGAGAGGCCAGGAGGAAAUUGAAAAGCAGCAGUGGAAGAUUAAACUGGAAGAACUGGAGAGGAAAACUGAAUUAGAAUCACAAGAGAAGAAGUGCGUCGAUGAACAGCUGAUGAGGAGUCGGGAGCAGAUGAGAAAAGAGAAAGAGGCUUGGGAGGAGGAAAGACAGAAGUGGUGGGAGAACCUGAGACAAGAAGAGGAAGAGAGGCAACAUAAGGAAAAACAGAUGAAAGAUGAACAGGAAAGGCAGAGAGAAGCGCAUGAAAAGAACAGGGAGCAGAAUAAAAAAGCCAGACGAGAAAAAGAACUGCAGAAAAGAAAAGAACUGGAAAACAACUUCCAGAAAAGAAUAGAGGAAUUGAAGAGCAAAUAUGAGGAACCAGCCAGAAAACAGGCUGAAGAAUUGAAUGAAUUCAGAGAGAAGUACUCGACCGAGAACAAGUCUCUUCUGGAACAAAAUGAAGAACUUAAAAAAAAGCAAAAGGAAGCUGAAGCGAAAAAGACAGAACACAAGGCAUUUGUGGAAUUAUUAAAUAAGAAACAUGAAACUGACAAGAGUGAUCUAAAAAAAAAACAUGACCAAGAAAUGGAAGAUCUGAGGAAUCAGAAAAGGAAGGAAUCAGAAAAGGAAAAGGAAGAAAAGGAAAAAGGGGGUUCGUGUACAGUCCUGUAGAGGACUUUAAUUGGAUUGAUGGUUUGGACUUAACCUCAAUGGGGAUUGUCAGGAACAGAACCAAGUGGAAGCCAAGUGUGUAUGGUUCGUGGAGUACAGGGAGAAUCGGACACGGGCAUGAAAUUAAACAGUUUCAUUUGUGCUUAUUAGAGAAAGGCAAAAAAAAAAACAGAAGAGAAUCCAAUUAUUCUCCAUUGUAUUCAUUUACUAAUGUAGCUGUGAGACAAUGCAACUUGAACACUAUAAGCGUGUGUUUAAGUGCAGUUAGCAAUUGAUCUUAAAUGUGACCAUUUAAACUAAGCUGCGUAAUUUAACUUAGACUUAAUUUUUUAGAUAUGACAAUCAAAUUAAGUGUUUAAAGAUCAAAGGCAUUUUGCCUUUUUUUUGGUAUGUUGCUGUGACACAGGGGUGUGCUGAUCCUGCUUCAUGAAACUGAAAAAAAAAAUCCUGGGAAAAUAAACACAGGCUUUUCACAUUUCUGAAACAGGCCCCAGGUCGCUUAAGUUAGACGCCCAAAGGGUUCAUGAGCUGACUAUAAACAUAUGUAGACAACAGUCAAAUUUGUGCUCAGUGGCCUACCAGCUUAUAAUAAGUCUAAUGCACAAUACAUUACUUACUUUUCACUAUUUUCCUCAGAUGUCCUGAAAUACACACCGCAGACCUCACUCUUGCCAUGGUUUUUGAUUUGGACAACCUCCUCUUUCACUCGUGAGAGAAGAAAUUAAAAAGGGAGAGCCUUUACAUUCUGGCAAACAGGACGUCCAUUACCACGCCCACAUGCCCCGCCCCCAACUCCACCCCCAGCCCCUCCAUUACACACCAGGACGAAUGUUGUCCACUAACAUAACUUGCUGUGUAAAACAAAAAAAAGACGCUGUACACAUAUAUUUGCACAAAAGUGACUUAUAACGUUAUAACACCAAACAUAUUGCAUCAAAUAUCAUAAAUGUCGUCACAAUAACAAAUUCAUAAUGCAGAAAACACCUGGGGGUCUGGAGGUAUAUUGCUCGAGCAGCUGCAAAGUCAAAAUCAGCAAAUCCACUUCUUCUUGUUCUUCUUUUUUCGUGGUGAAAAAUACUGCGCGGAAACUUCCUUUUCACAGAAAUAUGAUGAGACUAUGAUUGAGGCAUUACGCAGGCACUGAUUAAAUAUUUCCGUCUGAAAGACAAAUGGAUGUCCACUUUUUUACGUUUUGCAGCUCAGGGCGUCCAAGUGACGCCCAGACGCCCCUCUAGCUAAAAGCCUGGUGCCUAACCGCUCAGUGUAAAUGAUGGUGGCGCUCUGCCGUAGCUUAUAUGAGAGCCACUACACCAUCAGAAAAAUGGUCUCUCACAUGAUCGAACGUGUCACGCAUCAUGCAGAUGCACCUGAACAUAUCUUCAGCGUGUUUUUAAUGGAAAAAUCCCCAAAGAAGCCUGAUAGUGAAGUCAGACGUUCCAGCCAACCUAUGUGAAGUGACUGCAGGUUGGAGAGAUUUACCUCUGAUGACCAAUUCAGUAAACGUCAAAGCUUUCCCCUCUGCUUAUUUGUUAGAGAAAUAGGCUCCAACUGGUGACUGGCAAACCAUAUUAUAUUAUAAAUGUGGGAUAAGGUUCAACUUUAUUGUAUCAUUCAUAGUGAUUUGUGAAAUUAAUCACACACUUGUUGUGAUUAUGUAAUAUCCCAUUGUUUAUCAAGCUUUUUGCUUUAUCUUGCUAUGAGCUUCUACGUCAGCAAUAAAUGUGAGAGAUUCUUGACUUCUUUGUUUCUGUGUUUUAAGUGCUAUUUCUCAUGUGAUCAUGCUCGUAGGUUUUGAAAUAGUAGACACACAUUGCAUUGUCCCACCUAAAUGGCCUGUUUGGGAGCUCCAGUGUGUUAAAGACCUGACAGUUGCCAUUUCUACGUAUGUUUUUUUUAAUUGUCUGUUCAUUCAUUUCUUAGUUUCAAUCUAGCUUUACACCACUUGAUAGAGCUGCUUUACUCAUUUUCUUAAGUGAUACAUUCGAAUAUGAAGGAAAAAAUGGUAACUGAGUUUGA